UCGGGCUGUGACUUCAUCCUCAGCCCCGGAGCGCCUCAUCCGACCGAGCACCGCCCCACGCUCUCCCCGCUGGAAGAUGAAUGUUUACCUAACGGACUGUAUUCGCGGCUGCCCCGUACGUUUGUCGGGAGUUGAGCAGAUUCUACAAUGAUUUGUAAUAAGACGAAAAAGCUUGAGGAGGAACGACGAGUGAAAGCCAACGAUCGUGAUUACAAUGAAAAGUUUAAUUAUGCAAACAAUGGCAUCAAGACAUCCAAGUACAAUAUCCUCACGUUUUUGCCUAUCAAUUUAUUUGAACAGUUCCAGCGGGUUGCCAAUGCAUAUUUUCUAUUUCUCCUUAUACUACAGCUGAUCCCUGAAAUCUCUUCCUUGUCAUGGUUUACCACCAUUGUGCCUUUAGUUCUUGUAUUGACCAUCACUGCCGUGAAAGAUGCCACUGACGACUAUUUUCGUCACAAGACUGAUAAUCAAGUGAAUAAUCGUCAGUCGCAAGUUCUUCUCGGUGACAGACUGCAAAAUGAGAAGUGGAUGAAUGUAAAAGCGGGCGAUAUCAUCAGACUGGAGAACAAUCAGUUUGUGGUUGCCGACAUGCUCCUUCUGUCAAGUAGUGAGCCACAUGGACUCUGUUAUGUGGAAACAGCCGAACUUGAUGGAGAGACUAAUCUGAAAGUUCGGCAAGCCCUGCCAGUUACUGCUGAUCUUGGAGAGGAUAUUUCCAGGCUAGCAGAAUUUGAUGGGGAGAUUUUAUGUGAGCCCCCAAACAACAAGCUUGACAAGUUUAAUGGAACUCUAAUCUGGAAAGACUGCAAGUAUUCUCUAAAUAAUAGCAAGAUGCUUCUAAGAGGAUGUGUUCUAAGAAAUACUGAAUGGUGCUUUGGGAUGGUUGUCUUUGCAGGCCCAGAUACUAAAUUAAUGCAAAACAGCGGGAAAACAAAGUUUAAAAGAACUAGCAUUGAUCGGCUAAUGAAUACUCUAGUUCUAUGGAUAUUUGGCUUCCUGGUAUGCAUGGGAAUCAUUCUAUCUGUUGGAAACUCCAUUUGGGAGCAUCAUGUAGGCACUCGUUUUAGAGUCUACCUUCACUGGGAUGAGCUAGUAGACAGUGCCGUGUUCUCAGGAUUCCUCACAUUCUGGUCUUACAUCAUCAUUCUAAAUACUGUAGUACCAAUUUCUCUCUAUGUAAGUGUUGAAGUUAUUCGACUGGGACAUAGUUACUUUAUCAACUGGGACCGUAAGAUGUUCUACUCUAAAAGAGGCACCCCUGCUGAGGCUCGGACUACAACCCUUAAUGAAGAAUUGGGGCAAAUAGAAUACAUAUUCUCUGACAAAACUGGGACACUUACGCAGAACAUCAUGAUAUUCAAUAAAUGUUCGAUUAAUGGAAGACUAUAUGGUGAAGUGCGUGAUGAGCUGGGUCGCAAAGUGGAAAUUACUGAGAAAACUGUUCCAGUGGACUUUUCAUUUAAUACCCUUGCUGAUAGGAGGUUUCAGUUUUAUGAUCACAGCUUAAUCGAGGCCAUAAAGCUAGAAGAGCAUCAUGUGCAGGAGUUUUUCCGAUUACUCUCCUUAUGUCACACAGUUAUGUCUGAAGAGAAGAAUGCAGGGGAACUGAUUUACCAAGUUCAAUCACCAGAUGAAGGCGCAUUGGUCACUGCUGCAAGGAAUUUUGGUUUCAUAUUCAAAUCCCGAACACCCGAGACUAUCACUGUGCAAGAAAUGGGAAGAAUCGUAACCUACCAGCUGUUAGCCAUUUUAGACUUCAACUAUGUCCGAAAAAGGAUGUCUGUCAUAGUGCGAAAUCCAGAAGGACAAAUUAAACUUUACUGCAAAGGUGCAGACACUAUCCUAUAUGAGAGGCUUCAUGUCAGUAGUGAAGAAUUAAUGUACAUCACUUCAGAACAUCUCAAUGAGUUUGCUGGUGAGGGCCUGCGGACAUUAGCCCUGGCAUACAAAGAUCUCACUGAAGAUUACUUCAGAUGGUGGCUAAAGAUCCAUCAUGAGGCCAGCACUGCUCUGGACAACAGAGAGGAGCGGCUAGCAGCUGUAUAUGAACAAAUAGAAAGUGAUAUGACGCUACUAGGUGCUACUGCAAUAGAGGACAAGCUACAAGAAGGAGUGACUGUUACCAUUGCUAGUCUCCUCCUGGCAAACAUUAAGUUGUGGAUUCUAACUGGAGAUAAGCAGGAAACGGCUAUGAACAUUGGAUACUCAUGCCACAUGCUCACUGAUGACAUGAACGAUAUAUUUAUAGUGUCUGGUCGCACAGUAACUGAGGUGCGAGAAGAACUAAGGAAAGCAAAGGAGGCCACAUUCGGACAGAGUAGGAGCCUAUUCAAUGGACAUCAGUUCUCUGAGAAAACAAGCAAAACAAAGCUUGAGUCAGUCUAUGAGGAAACUGUAACUGGUGAAUAUGCCUUGGUCAUCAAUGGGCAUAGUUUGGCCCAUGCCCUGGAAGCCGACAUGGAGAAGGAUUUUUUGGAGAUUGCAUGCAUAUGCAAGACUGUGAUCUGUUGCAGAGUGACUCCCCUUCAGAAAGCUCAAGUGGUUGAAUUAGUGAAGAAGUAUAAAAAAGCGGUCACUCUGGCCAUUGGAGAUGGUGCUAAUGAUAUCAGCAUGAUAAAAAGUGCUCACAUUGGUGUUGGCAUCAGCGGACAGGAGGGCAUGCAAGCAGUUUUAGCCAGUGAUUACUCUUUUGCUCAGUUUAGGUACCUACAAAGACUGUUGCUGGUUCAUGGGCGCUGGUCGUACUUUCGAAUGUGCAAAUUUCUUUGCUAUUUCUUCUACAAAAAUUUUGCCUUUACAUUAGUGCAUUUCUGGUUUGGAUUCUUCUGUGGGUUCUCAGCACAGACCGUUUAUGACCAGUGGUUUAUUACACUUUUCAAUAUUGUAUACACAUCACUUCCUGUGUUAGCGAUGGGACUUUUCGAUCAGGAUGUGAAUGAGCAAAACUGUAUGGACUACACUAAAUUGUAUGAACCAGGCCAGCUGAACCUUCUGUUCAACAAGCGGCGCUUUUUUAUUUGUGUGUUACAUGGCAUUUAUACGUCUUUUGCCCUAUUCUUCAUACCUUUUGGAGCAUUUUUUAACACAGCCGGGGAAGAUGGAAAACAUAUAUCAGACUAUCAGUCCUUUGCUGUCACUGUUGCUACAAGUCUAGUAAUAGUUGUCAGUGUCCAGAUUGGUCUGGACACCAGUUAUUGGACAGCUAUUAACCAUUUCUUCAUCUGGGGCAGCCUGGCUGUGUACUUCUCCAUCUUAUUUGCCAUGCAUGGGGAUGGGAUUUUUGAUAUUUUCCCCAGUCAUUUCCCUUUUGUAGGAAAUGCCAGGAAUUCCCUAAGUCAAAAAAGUGUUUGGUUAGUAAUAUUCCUGACCACUGUGAUUUGUGUCAUACCUGUGCUGACCUUCCGCUUCUUGAAGGUGGAUUUACGACCAACACUCAGCGAUAAGGUUCGAUACUUGCAGCAGGCUAAGAAUAAGAGAAAACCAUUGGCGAACCCCAUGCGCAGGGUGCAUAGAACAAGCUCCAGGAGAUCUGGAUAUGCCUUUGCUCAUCAGGAAGGCUACGGUGAACUCAUUACUUCUGGUAAAAACAUGCGGUUAAAUGAGCCUCAAUCUUCAUCAGGCUUAGCAAGAACAAUGCUGAGCAGCACAAGCUGGAUAGAAAAUCUACGAAAGAAGACAGCUGAGAAUUUUAAUAGCUUCAGUAGUGACAAGAUUUCAAAAUUAUAAUUAAUAUGAAACCAUACCUCGGGGUUUUUGCUUUUUUUGUUUUUUUUUUAUUAACUUUAUGUUGUGGCCAUAUUUUUGCACUGUGUUACUCAACACCAAAGGGAGAUGAUGUACAUCUUCUAAAAAUGGAUCAUCCCGAAACAGCAAAGUCCUGUCCCAUCUGUGCAUGGAAAGUCACCUCUUAUAUUAAAAAACACUGUUCAGGAAAAGGACCAUUUGAGAAAUUCCUACACCUUUCCGAACUCCUUACUGUGAUACAGGACAAUAAAUCCGCACUGUAGACUUGUCAUUUUCUGACCUACAACUGUUUAAACAGGUUUCUCAUUGAAUGUCGAGGGCAUUUGCUUUCUGAACUGUUAAAGCCUUUUUCUUUGGAAUGUUUUAGGAUUAUAAUUGUAUAGUUAUGAUAUAGUUUUAGAAGGACCAUUUUAUAGUGUCAAGACCAAUAUUGCACAGUUUCUCCAUCAUAGAGCAUUCUCCAAGAUAGUAACUGCAUAGUAUAUUUUGCUUCCAGAAAAGUUACCGUUAUACUUAAGAAGAAUAUUGACUUGCUGCUACUGUUGAUCACAAGAAUCUUUCCUUCACUGGGAAUUUAUCACUACUCAGAACCGUCAUUAGCUUUCUUGCAAGUUAAAUACUUUAGAGUUGUUUAUUUUUCAUCAAGUCAUUAUCCCAGCUAACUGCAGUACUUGUGGCUUUGACUUAUAAAGUGGUUUCCUAUUAGAAUGCCAUAUAUAACUUUGGUAUGGCCAGUGUCUAAUGUGUGCUACAAAGCAGAUUGCAUUUCUGAGUUCUGUUCCAAGUGGAACCUAUCACAUUUCUUCUAAUACAAGAUGAAUGUUUAUUUUCCAUUUUAGCCUUUUCAGCUUUAUGAAUGUGAAAACAGGUGCCAUGACUAUACAUCAGGUUAUCAGUCACUUGGAAUUAACUAAUUCUUUAUACAACUAUUGUGAUCUAAAUUCUGCUGGAGGUGAAAUAGACCACCAGUCAGCCAAUCCUUGUGCUGGGUAUCUUUAGUCAGAUGCUUUGUUUCACACAUGUCAUUAUCUGUGUGCCUUCACCAAUUAAACCAUUUUCUCAGGGGAUAUUCAUUUAUAUCAUAUCAGCUAUUCUUUUAUUUUAUUUUUUGGUUCUUUUUCACCGUGAAUUAAAGUCUUUCCAAUAAUUAAGUUUUAUGAGAUGUUAAUAAAACUAGUCAUAAAAGUCAGUUUAAUGGAGCUUCAUUAGUUGGCACAUCCAUCAGUUUCGAGAAUAUGCAGCUCACAGUAUUGGCAAAGACAUAGCUGUACAUGGUUAUUUCCCUUAUAAUAAAAUACAUAGGAAUUAAGGGAGGCUCUCGCUCCACGAUUGGGAUACAAUAUUUUGGUAGAUCUGAUGUCCUAAAAAUUAAUUAUGGGAAAGUAUAUUUUAAAAAAUGGACUAUGUCUUAGGAUGUUCGCUAAUACAUUAGAAAGGUAAAUGGUUUUGUCCAUGACGAGGCUCUGUUAAGGAAUGCUGUUUGCUAUAAGGCUCUUUAUAUCUCAGUUCCAACCCAAUUUCCAAAUUCAAUAAUUGUUAAAAACGUCCAGCAUCUUUUGUGGUAGCACUGGAAUGCCAUUUUCUAUGUGUCCUAACCACUAAAAAUAAAUGGAACGUAUAAAUUCAGAAGCUGGCUGUCAGAGGGCACCCAGACACAAUAAACAACCUUAUGCAUUUACGUCAAGAAACUUCUAAACUGAGCGAGGAAAAUAGUAACUAGAAUUGGAAAAAGCGACCUCACUGUUUUCUGUUCCCUUGUUAACUUUUGUGAUUUUUUUUUUUUGUUUGUUUUUAUGGGGCAUUCUUUGAACUGUGCUGCAGUACAUGGUUUUUCCAAAACAUAUCAGUAAUGCACAGCAGUCUAUAUAGUAUGUACUUGUUCACACCUCAAAUUCAACAGUGAAGGAGAUGCAUCAAAACGGGUGCAACGGAAAACCAGGGUAGUGACCUAUGGUAACCAAUCAAUUUCCACUUCUCAUUGGAAAAUGAAUCAGUGAUCUGAUUGGUUGUUAUUGUCAAGUAGUCCAUUUUUCCUUUGCCCUAGUUUUUAUACCUGUCCCCUAAUGCUUUCUCUUUUGUCUGCAUUGACAGGAUUGAUUUUACCUUUAACCCACUGUAUGUUUUUCACAAUGAUGACCAGAUACAUGUGUACAUUGAAUGCUAGAAAGUGCUAGUUUACCAACUAUACACGUUUCUUGUAUGAUGGGGCAGCAUCUUUGUACUGUAUUAUAUGAAUCCCAGCACAGUCUGCUAGGGUUGAAGUGAAGGACAAAAUUUUCUCCAAAAACACUGUGCCUUUCACUCACUUUUGUAUUGUGAGGCUUUAUGAUAUAGCAUCACAAAGCACUACUCCAGAGAUGAUGGCAGGUGCCAACAUACGAUGGGUGAAAAGCUUCCAACCUGCCCCUAAGACCAAGCACUACAUAAAGAUUGAGACAGAGUUUUGGCUUUGCUAAUGCCAUAUUUUACUUUGACUGAGUUGACCAGCUUCCUUAUUUUCCAAAAAUGUGCACCUUCCACUUAAUCGGCUCUAAAUAUUGCAUUCUAAUUAACUGAUCAGUUAGAGUAGAGGAAACAGUUUGUGCCGUGAUCCGACUUAUAACCAAGAUCUCUAGGUUUUGGAGACCUUGCCAACGUGACAUGGCGAACUUUAGGGAUGUUCUUAGAUGAAGCCAUUACGUUAGAAUAUCUGUCAUGUACAGCGUAGUACCACUGCUACGUUAUUUUUGCAGGACUAAUCGUAUAAAUGCCUUGUGUAAGGUGUCAGAAAAAUCAGACAAUGGCUCUCUGGCUGCAGACACAAUGUUAUGGCAAAUUAUCUGUUUAGCCUUGAAAUUGUAAUCUGUUUAUUUGCUUCUUCUUAUUGUGUUUUCACAUUAGGCUACUUUCACAUUAGCGUUUUUUGUGGAUCCGUCAUGAACGGAUCUGGUUGUAUUAUGUCUUCUAUAGCCAUGACUGAUCCGUCAUGAACACCAUUGAAAGUCA
Messenger RNA from Bufo bufo (common toad), 6729 nucleotides. RefSeq names its product ATPase phospholipid transporting 8B4 (putative) (gene ATP8B4). The record is from RefSeq and is a predicted model, not a curated record. Gene Ontology annotation, biological process: Golgi organization; phospholipid translocation. Gene Ontology annotation, cellular component: plasma membrane. The transcript has 28 exons. Gene Ontology annotation, molecular function: ATP hydrolysis activity; magnesium ion binding; ATP binding. NCBI's taxonomy places the organism in Eukaryota, Metazoa, Chordata, Amphibia, Anura, Bufonidae. Bases 148 to 3726 code for a protein of 1192 amino acids.